AAGUAGCACAACUAGCUGUUGUGUACAUAUACAAGGAGAAGCGUCAACAUGUUCCAAGUGAGAAAGAAGUCGAGUCAUAUAGCUAGUUCCAAACUCAAAGCUAACUAAGCAAUGGCCGGCCAUGAUUACAGCUACAGAUCAGGUUACUCUACCGGCAACGGGGUAGGAUCGUAUACUGACCAAUGGGGCCAAACAAGGCAUGGCUCUCCUCCACUUGUUGAGCCAGUGAGAAAUUACGGCUAUGCUGCUGAUGACAAUUGGCGUAGGCCUCCAAGCCCACCACGACACGCCAUUGAUGGCUUCCACACCAGAAUCCACACUGAUGCUAGCCGUGAUCCUAGGGUUGGACCCUUCAAUGGCAUUACCUGGGGCCAACAACCCAAUCAAAUUGGAUACAAUGGAACUACGGGCUAUGGUGGCUAUAGUGACUACAGCAACAACACAUUGUACAAGCCUAAUGGAAACACCAUUCGGAAUGAUAACUAUGACGACUACCACCACAACCGCAAACAUGAUAGUGUCAUGGGGCCAAUCAAUCUGACAUCACACGGUGGCUACCACGGUAAGUCAAGCCAUUCAACAUGGACUUCUACACUUCCGGUUCGUGGUGAUGGAAGACUCAGCAUUCCAACAGAUGACAUGGAGAGGGCCCUGCACUACUUGAAGGAGAGUGCAAAGUCUUCAGCAUGGCCAAGAACAACAUGACAAAUUCACGCAACUAAUGUCUGAUGCUAAUUAAGGCUUGGUGCUUUAUGCUUCAGCUUGGCUUUUCUUGGGUCAUUUUCAUCCGUUGGUCUGGUCUAACCUAACUACUCUAUCUGUUUUCUGUUAUCUGCAUCUGUUUAGCUGUAUUGUAAUACAUUGAGGUGCACUCUUUGUAACCUGUGCUGAUGAUGGCACGUUUGCUUUGUGAAAUUAGAAAUAAAAUAAGCUUUUCAGCAACUAA
Molecule: messenger RNA, 946 nt
Organism: Prunus persica (peach)
Lineage: Eukaryota; Viridiplantae; Streptophyta; Magnoliopsida; Rosales; Rosaceae
Exons: 2
Coding region: 112-705 (197 amino acids)
Source: RefSeq, a predicted model, not a curated record